AUGCUGAGACGACUCAGGAGAGUCUUCUAGUCAGCAUAGGCUAUGUUGUUGUUGUUGAAUAUAAUGUGAUUCUCAGUUACUAUCCCCCCAUCUCUCUCUCUCUGAAAACUGGUGGUGAGUGGUGACCUUCCAAAUUCAUUUUUCGACUCGUCGCCUUCCGCCCCGAGACGGCAAGACUCCGAUUACUGAACGGAGGACGAACCAACCAACCAAACAUGGCGAAAACAAACGCCGCGCCACAAGGCCCCGGGCGUCGAGCCCGCGCGCUCCCGUUCCUCCACCACAGGACCACGCACCGCUUCUUCCGCCUCCUCGGCGCCACUACCACGAAAACCGCCCGGCGCCGCCGCCGCCUAACGGCCAGGCCCACCCACAGUCGCAGGGUAGCGAGACCGGGGGCGCCGGAGCGGAAGCGCCCGGAGGCGGCGGCGGAGCCGAAGGAGAAGGCCUUCGGGGCGGCACGGGACCCCGAUGCCGCCGCCGACGCGGCCAUGGUGGCGGGGAAGUACUGGGCGCACCGCCACAGCCUCUUCUCCCUGUACGACCGCGGCGUGCGCAUGGACGCCGAGGGCUGGUACUCCGCCACCCCGGAGGCCGUCGCGGCGUCGCAGGCCGCCCGCGCCGCGCCCGGCGACCUCGUCGUCGACGCGUUCGCCGGGUGCGGCGGCAACUCCAUCCAGUUCGCCGCCAGGGGUUGCUACGUGGUCGCCGUGGAGAUCGACCCCCGCAAGGUGGAGCUGGCGGCGCACAACGCGAAGGUCUACGGCGUCGAGGACAGGAUCGAGUUCGUCGUCGGCGACUUCUUCCGCCUCGCACCUUUCCUCAAGGCUGAUUUGGUGUUCCUUUCACCACCCUGGGGAGGGCCAUCAUACAUCCAUGCUCCAGUUUACACCCUUGAUAUGCUGAAGCCAAAAGACGGGUACACAACAUUCCAAGCUGCUCAGAAAAUAGCUCCUAAUGUCAUCAUGUUCCUGCCAAGGACAGUCGACAUCAGCCAAGUAGAGGAGCUUUCCUGGUUGUCUUGCCCGCCAUUAGAUUUCGAGAGUGAAGAGAACUACAUACACCACAGACUAAAAGGAAUCACCGCCUAUUUUGGAAGAACAGCAAGACCUCCAAGCAAUCAGUGCCAAAAUUGGGAUGACGAACAACCUGCUGAUUGGUUCUUCAGAAUCUCUUUGCGCAAAAGAAAAGGGGCUAUGCAGAUAUUUUAAGUCAAAAUUAGAACCGGGAGUUUCCUUAUCAUCCCCCUCUUUUUUCUUGAGGAAAACCUUAUCCCCCUCUGAAAUCGAAAUGUGUCAGAUAAGAUUUCAGCAAAAUUUAUGUGGAAACACCGUAUCCCACACGUUGAUCUGAA
Messenger RNA from Panicum virgatum (switchgrass), 1354 nucleotides. RefSeq names its product trimethylguanosine synthase-like. The record is from RefSeq and is a predicted model, not a curated record. The coding region runs from base 216 to 1211 and encodes 331 amino acids. Gene Ontology annotation, cellular component: nucleus. Lineage: Eukaryota; Viridiplantae; Streptophyta; Magnoliopsida; Poales; Poaceae. The transcript is spliced from 5 exons. Gene Ontology annotation, biological process: 7-methylguanosine cap hypermethylation; 7-methylguanosine RNA capping. Gene Ontology annotation, molecular function: RNA cap trimethylguanosine synthase activity.